Messenger RNA from Helobdella robusta, 1068 nucleotides. RefSeq lists its product as hypothetical. Gene Ontology annotation, cellular component: transcription regulator complex. The record is from RefSeq and is a predicted model, not a curated record. Gene Ontology annotation, biological process: regulation of transcription by RNA polymerase II. Gene Ontology annotation, molecular function: DNA-binding transcription factor activity, RNA polymerase II-specific; RNA polymerase II cis-regulatory region sequence-specific DNA binding. Lineage: Eukaryota; Metazoa; Annelida; Clitellata; Rhynchobdellida; Glossiphoniidae. The transcript is spliced from 9 exons. Bases 1 to 1068 code for a protein of 355 amino acids.
AUGGCAUGGCGUGCAAUUUUCAACAGCAGCGUCUAUGCAUCAAGUCCUGAAGAGUUCAGUGCUCAAGAAACAGCGAGGUUCAACACUACCUUGGAACCAUAUUCCACUUUUAAUCAAUUUCCAGAAGAAAAUGCUGCAUUGUUGGGAGGUGCAUGGGCGAGCAACAACGGCAGCAUCAUAAACAGCAGUAACAGCAUGAUGAAUGCCAGUCCUGCCUCCUAUCUCAGUCAACUGCAACCACCUGGUCCCUCGCAGUACAAUCCAUCCUCCCUCAACUACCAGCUGGCGCAACGAGAUACCAUGAGUUACCACUUAAUGUCACCAGCUGGUGUGAGUCUGCCCCCUCUAUCUACCUUCCGACCAGUUGCUCCGAUACCCCCUUCAAAUUCCACACACACCCUCAAUCGAACAGGGCCUGCCAAUGGCUCUAUUGAUGGGAGCACCAGAGGAUCGCAAACUGGAGAUGCUCUCGGCAAGGCGUUGGCCUCCAUAUAUGCUUCCGAUCAAACAAACAGCAGUUACGCAUCGAGUUCAUCCACACCACCCGUGUGUUCACCACCACCUCUUGCUGGUCAGUUUCCACAAGUAUGGAACCAGCACAAUGCAUCUCCUGCUCCCAGGAAGCCUGUCCCACAUAUUAUGACUCAAGGUGACCAGCUGGAUGAUGUCAUCAAUGUGUUACAAAACCAUGCGGGCAUUGUUGAGCAAGACCGGUUGGUACAACUGGACGAUGCCAUCCACAUUCUUCGCAAUCACGCAGAGGGCAGUCAACUCAACAGCAACAACCACAUCAUGAACGCCAGCAACAACUUUCUCAACAACAACAGCAGCAGCAGCAACAACAACAACAGUUUCUUUCCAAGCAACGAAGCAACAACGACGAUGCUCACAUCGCUUCUUAGUCAUUCCACAGCUGGGGACCUGAUGCAACAACAACACCUUUACAACAACAACAACAGCAUUAGCAGCAGUAGCAACAUAUUCACAACAACGCAACAACUACAACAAGAUGGUCUACACCGACUGGAGGUCAUUGAGGUCAGACAAUGUAAUGGUCAGUUGUGGUAA